UUGUCACUAGCGAGCUUUUCAGACUUCUAAGAUCAUUCUCCUUCAACUACGGGCCGUCGUCCACUGGGAUGCGUUUACUCGGCUAGUGUAUAUCAGGGUGGUCUUGACGGGCAAGCGCAAGAAUGAUAUCCGAGUCUGCCUUACGAUUUUCUCAGUGAGAUAGAAGGUCGUAACAUGGAUGCUACAGCUGAACGGUCGAUUACAAAGGAUACGGAAACGCUCGCAAACGAUGAUGAUGACGAUGAUUCCUUGUAUAAUGGCACAAACCCACUGUCGGGGAUAACCCUCAAAGGCGAACUAAAGACAACGAAGUGUCCACAAUGGCCGCCGGCCUGGAUUGUCGGCUGGUCAACCCCAAGCCGGGGUUCUGCCCCAGCCCGGGGUGACUGGGACUUCUCAGUCGUCCGUCUCAAGCAUCGGUUAAGCCUAUUGGACUCACUUCGUCAAAAUUCCCGUCCGUCGCCGCGAGGCAAGCACAGAACGAAAUCUAGCAACUCCGAUCCCGACAGCGUCGCAAGUAAACAUCAUGGCCGUGAAAGGGAGCUUCUCGGAGAGGAACCAUGUCCGCAUGGCCAUGGCCAUUCGCGUGGAACGCCGAAAGCGCCAGUGGUGGGCCGUUCAGCGGGAACAGGUCAAAAGGGUGCACAGGCUCACGGCGAUUAAGAGUCCGUGUCAAGAUGAACUACCCAAGAACGAAGGCGAAGGCCUCGCGAGACACAGUGAAAUAAUGGAGGAGUCUCACCGGUACCGCCUGCUGAAGCCCCUUCCCCUCAACACUGGCAGCAGCUACAAUGGCGGAGCAGGCGGAGGAGGAGGCGCGUCUCCCGAGCUGCAGCAGCAGCAUGACCCAAAGGUGGCCGCCUACUACCGGGGCAUCUCCAAGCACCUGGACCUGCUGUCCAUGCCGGCGCCGGGUGACCGGUUCCAGCUUGUCAAGGUGGUCGGUGAAGGCACGUACGGCGAAGUGUACGCAGCAAGGGACAAGCUCACUGACCGGCUGGUGGCGGUCAAAAUCAUGGAGAACAUCGCGGACAACGUGGAGGAGAUGGAGGAAGAGCACCGAGUGCUGCGCGACCUCUGCGUCCACCCGAACAUCCCCACCUACUUCGGCAUCUUCUUCCAGCCGGCGCCUUGCAGGGAGGACGACCAAGUCUGGUUCGUCAUGGAGCUCUGCACUGGCGGCUCAGUCACCGACCUGGUGCAGAACCUGCGCAAGUCAGGCAGCAACCUCCCCGAGCCCAUCAUCGCUUACAUCCUGAGGGAAACCAUCGACGCGCUGCGGUUUCUGCACGCCCACCACUGCAUGCACCGGGACGUGAAGGGGCACAACAUCCUGCUCACAGACACCGGCACCGUCAAGCUGGUCGACUUCGGUGUGUCGUCUCACCUGGACGAGACGAUGGGCAGGCGAAAUACCUCCGUCGGGACACCCUAUUGGAUGGCGCCUGAGGUGGUGGCGUGCGAGCGGCAGCUAGACUACUCAUAUGACAUCCGCUGCGACGUCUGGUCAUUGGGCAUCACCGCCAUUGAGCUGGCCGAGGGAGAGCCGCCACUCGCCGACAUCCAUCCUAUGAGGGCGCUCUUUCAGAUACCGAGGAACCCGCCGCCCAAGCUGAAGAACCCGGCCGAGUGGUCCGAUGACUUCAACGAUUUCCUCUCAGUGUGCUUGGUUAAGGAUUACGAGAAGAGGCCCUUGAUGUCGGACCUGAUGAACCACAAGUUCAUCGCUCAGGUCCCAAAGCAUCCUGAAGAGAUCCGCCAGGAGCUGAUGCGGAUCCUGAAGGCGCAGCGCAAGGUAGGCUACAGCAAGCGGCUGCCCGAAGUGACCACUAAGCAUGGCCAGCUCAAGACCGACCGCAAGUCCAGGCCCACGCCCAUCCUCAUGGACGACCUGUCCGCCCUCGAGACGCUCACCGAGGAGAUCAUCGUUGACCAGCUGUACCAAAGAUUCAUGCGGGGCCAGAUAUACACGUACAUCGGCGACAUACUGCUCGCCAUGAACCCAUUCCAGAAGCUUCCUAUCUACUCCGAAGAGGUCUCCUUGAGGUACCGGAAUCGUGCCAAACUGGACAACCCGCCACACAUAUUCGCAGUCGCGGAUGCUGCCUACCACAGCAUGUUGCACCAAAAGAGGAACCAGUGCAUCGUCAUCAGCGGAGAAAGCGGAGCCGGCAAAACUGAGAGCGCCAACCUCCUGCUCAGGCAACUUGUGGCUCUGGGAAAGGCGACCAACCGCAACCUGGAGGACAAGAUCUUGCAGGUGAACCCCAUCAUGGAGGCGUUCGGCAACGCCAAGACGGGCAUCAACGACAACUCGAGUCGAUUCGGAAAGUUCCUAGACCUGACCUUCACAGAGCAGGGAAAGAUCACCGGAGGUAAGCUAUCGGUCUACCUCCUGGAGCAGUCUCGGGUGGUGUGGCAAGCACCACAAGAGCGCAACUUCCAUAUUUUCUACUACCUGUACGACGGGCUGGCCGACAUCAGGCAGCUCGGAAAUUACUACCUCGACACCACUGGCAAAAGGCAACACAGGUACCUCAACGGCGCGGCGUCGGACAAGGAGACCGCGUCGACUCACGUCGACAGGCUGAACAACAUCAAGCAGGGCUUCCAGCUGCUCGGGUUUCGGUCAGCCGAGACGGACACCAUCUACCGCAUCCUGGCGGCCAUCGUGCACCUGGGUGACGUGGAAGUGCGCAAGGCGGAGACCACCUUCCAGAACGACACGUGCAUCAUCGUCAACGCCGAGAAGAUCCCCAUCGUUGCGCAGCUGCUGGGCCUGCAAGGCAACGCGCUGCGGGACGCGCUCACCUCGAGCAGCAUGGUGAUGCGUGGCGAGGUGAUCACGCGCUGCAACUCGGCACAGGAGGCCGAGUGCGCGCGAGACGCCAUGGCCAAGGCCCUGUACGCGCGGCUCUUCGACUGGAUCGUCAACCAGAUCAACCGACACCUAGCGCUGGGACGCAUCGCCAUCGGCCUUCCGCUAUCCGUAGCCCUGCUGGACAUAUUCGGCUUUGAAGACUUGCAGAAGAACUCGCUGGAGCAGCUAUGCAUCAACAUCGCCAACGAGCAGAUUCAGUUCUUCUUCAACCAGCACGUGUUCGCGUGGGAACAGCAAGAGUACCUGAACGAGGGCCUGAGUGUCCAGCCGGUGUCGUUCGGCGACAACCGGCCCGUGCUGGACAUGUUCCUGGGCCGACCGCUGGGACUGCUGGCGCUGCUCGACGAGGAAAGCCACUUCCCCAACGCAACGGACCAGUCGCUCAUCGACAAGUUCCACAACAACAUCAAGUCCAAGUAUUACAUCCGACCGAAGUCCAAUGCCCUGCAGUUUACCAUCAGGCAUCAUGCUGGCAAGGUAUUGUACGACGCCCGUUGCUUCGUGGAGAAGAACCGCAACUUCCUGCCCACGGAGAUUGUGCAGCUUCUGCGGCAGUCCAAGCUGCCCGUUGUGCAGACCCUCUUUCAGUCGCCGCUCACCAAGACGGGUCAGCUGUACACACCAUCGCAGUACGCCUGCCAAAAUCUGUCGACGCAGAGCCUGGUGAGCCAGGCGAAAGCGCUGCAGACAACGAGCACCUCGUUCCGCUUCUCGCUCAUGGACCUGCUGCAGAAGAUGAGCGCUGGGCUGCCACACUUCGUGCGCUGCCUGAAGCCCAACGACUACCGGCUCGCCGGCGGUUUCUCGCGCGACAAGGUGCUCUGCCAACUGCGCUACACGGGCGUCCUCGAGACCAUCUACAUCCGCCAGCAGGGCUUCUCGCACCGAUACUCGUUCACCGAGCUGCUCAAGAGGUACGGCUUCUUGGCAUUCUCCUUCGACGAGAAGAUCGUCCCCAACCGGGAUACGUGUCAUCAACUUCUCGUGCGGCUCAAAAUGGAUGACUAUGCUAUCGGAAAGUCGAAGGUAUUCCUGAAGUACUACCACGUGGAAUACCUUUCUCGACUUUAUGAGCAACAAAUACGGAAGAUAGUGAUCGCACAGUCGGCUGUCCGGAGGUGGCUCGCAAAACGCUACGUGCAGAAGAGGAGACUUGCCAUUGCACUGGUCGCCCAGCGGUGUCAAAUGAAGAUCCAGAAGAACAAGGAGGCGGCGAACCGAAGAAAGGUGGCGCAUCACAAGUGUGCCGAUCCAAACGGCUCCACUUGGAAGUGCCUCAAGAUACUAGACUUUUGUCAGAAGGUACACCACUGCCCAAGCAGCAGGAAUCGCUGUCUAAAGAAGGCGCACCCAAACACCAACAUCACACAGCUCAUCAUGACUUGCCACCAGGUGCCGGGCCUGUCUCCCAGGAAUGGUGAAACCAUUGUGGACGAGACUCCUGUGCCAAGUGAGCGAAGAAUCAAUGGUCGCUGCAGAAACCAGGACCACCACCAUCAACAAAGGCCACAACCUAAGAAAGCUCUACAUCUCAACAACUUUGAUCUCUGCACUCACAAGCUCCCUGCAGAAGAAAGGAAAAUACUGGCCACAGAGGUUCCUGUGAAACCAGCACCAAGGGAGUUGCGCAAUGGAGUUAAUGGAGUCAAUGGGGACCAGAGGAGACACCUUGAGACUGAUGCAAGUUCAGCUUCUGGAAACUCGAGCAGCCUGAGCAGUGGUCCCAGGCCUACAAUUGUUGAAGUUGAAUCCUGGUGGCAAGAAGGUUCACUUAAAGAAAACCGCACAAUUGAACCUACCACUCCGGUUCACUGUGAGAUGGCCACACAGCAGGACAGCGACCCAAACCAAGGUCCCUACCAGUUUAAGAAGAUCCUGCGAAAACCUCCGCCUUCGCCCAAGCCAUCACCGAACAGGCAAACGCCUGGCGUGUUCGAUUUUCGCAAGCUAUUACGUAAGACAGAUAAUGCACCUACAGAGACUUUGAAGCGUUGCAAGGGCUUGAUAUCGUCAUCAAAUUCAGUCACAUGAUCCUUACAGCUACAAUGGCAUCAAGUGUACAAGGUGCAGGAUGUCUGGUCCUGCUUCGAGUGAAAGUAGUACAGGACAACUAGUCUCUCCGUUUCCGUCCUUGCAGCUCAUUAUGCCAUGCUGCAAUGUGUAUGUCAUACAGUGCAAGCACACACAGCGAGUCUUAUUUCUAGCUCAUUCAUGUUCAAGGACGCCGUGCCCACUUUGAGCGGAAAUCAGGUUUAGCAAAGUAGUAUUGUGCUAGAGCAACGACCUGUGUUCUGCAAAUUGCCUUUAACCAAAUAUGCAAAUGUGGUACUAUACAAACAACGCAGGUGAAGUACAAGAAAAGAACCCCCUAGCCAUGACGCCAGCAAAUACCAACUGUGAUAAAGAAAUUGGGGCUUUUAUAAAGCUUUUAUAAACCUUUUAGUAGCAGUAUUAUUCUCACACUUAUGGUGUCUGCAGUUACACUACCUGUUACAGCUAAAGAAAACACUAGUGGCUAUGAAGAACACACUUUGUGUACAGUCGCUGAAAGUGAUUUUGUCCACUUACAACGAAGGGCUUGCCGCAUUUUAAGCCAGAAAGCAGUCUCAAGAGAAUGCCCACAUACCGAAAAACAAUCGCAUAUAUAGACACACAGAAAGUUAAACAAGGUUUCUCAUGAAGAAGAAAGGUAUUUAUUCAAGACCACACUGCACGCCAUGUACGUGCAAGAACGGAAUACGUAAUAAAGAUUCUCAGGGCCCUGAACCUUCAUAUUCACUCCCUGUAGAGGAGGAAGAGCAUAUAUGCUCUACUGAAGUAAAUACUUAUGAUUUCUAACAAUGUGAAAUGUGUAAAUAAACAAUCUGUAUAAAAGAUGUACAAAGCAUUUUUCAUCAGAGUGAAACUAUACAGUAAUAAAAGUGUGAUAUUUCCUCGCAC
Messenger RNA from Dermacentor silvarum, 5821 nucleotides. RefSeq names its product myosin-IIIb (gene ninaC). The record is from RefSeq and is a predicted model, not a curated record. Gene Ontology annotation, cellular component: myosin complex. Gene Ontology annotation, biological process: protein phosphorylation. The coding region runs from base 527 to 4912 and encodes 1461 amino acids. NCBI's taxonomy places the organism in Eukaryota, Metazoa, Arthropoda, Arachnida, Ixodida, Ixodidae. The transcript has 34 exons. Gene Ontology annotation, molecular function: cytoskeletal motor activity; protein kinase activity; ATP binding.